This is a messenger RNA of Austrofundulus limnaeus, 1521 nucleotides long. RefSeq names its product stonustoxin subunit beta. NCBI's taxonomy places the organism in Eukaryota, Metazoa, Chordata, Actinopteri, Cyprinodontiformes, Rivulidae. Gene Ontology annotation, molecular function: protein binding. The transcript has 5 exons. The record is from RefSeq and is a predicted model, not a curated record. The coding region runs from base 311 to 1021 and encodes 236 amino acids.
GUAGGAAGAAUGAGGUAGGGGUUUACUUGGUUACAGACGUGUUGUACAACCUUUUUAAGGUAAAACGCAUUCACGCACAGCUCCAGUUACAAACCUCGGGCCUUCCUUCUUCCUAUUGGCAAACGCCGUCAUGUUCGUGUCGACGCCUCCAGCUAUCCUCCUUCACUUCAUGUCCUGCAACAAAGGUAUAUAAGGGAGCAUCAAAGCAGCCACAUAGUCCACUUAAAGAAAACUCCCCAYACUCUGAGUUAUUGGUUAAUUAUUGUACCAUCAACAAAAACUUCAGCCUCACUUCUGAGUCUGAGUAAAGAUGCCCACCACCAGCAGAAUCAUUUCUGAAGCCCGGAUGUCUGAUAAAGCAAAGAAAAGCAAACCUGAAAGCGCAGAGAAGAUUCCAAUCUACGAGCCAAAUAUCCCAGAACCCAAAUGUAGAGCUGAUCUCAUCAAACACUGGAUUACUUUGUCCUUGGAUGACCGAACGGCCAACAAGUUGCUGUGGAUCACAGAGGGAGGAGCUAAAGUGGCCCGGAAGACUGAUGACGUCACAUGUCCUGUCUUGGACAGACCAGAGAGAUAUGAAUAUGCUCCACAGGUUCUCUGCAAAGAAGGCAUUCUGGGCUUCAGAGGCUACUGGGAGGUGGAGUUCUCUGGAUGGGUUGUGGUUGGAGUUGCGUAUGAACGAGCGGGAAGGAGAAACAGCGAGGGACCCUGUGGCUUUGGCGAGAAUGAGGAGUCCUGGGGUUUCGGGUGGAGUGGUUCCUGCUAUCAUGCCUGGCACAAAGGUCAAAGUACAGAAAUCAAAGGGAUACCUGAAUGCUCUGUUAUAGGCGUAUAUGUUGAUCAGCCGGCUGGUUUGCUCAAUUUCUAUGCUGUAGAGGAGAUAAAGGAGGAAGAGGAGGGAAUCUGUAGAAAGGAGGUUGAGCUUGUACUGCAGUUUAAGAGCUCCUUGAAGGAAAAAAUGAUCCCAGGCUUUUGGGUGGGGACACAGUCUCACUGUUUAAUUCUAAAAAAUGAAGAAUGAACUAAACCAAUGUGAACAAAACAAAAUUCUGCUAUUGAAAUAAAUACUCUGAAAUGGCAGCUUUACACAAAGAACUUUACACACAAAUUAAUUUAUUUUUUAAGUGUUUUUCAACUUUUAUUAUCCAAGCUAGACUUGUCCAAAUCCUAUAUGCACAUCACAAUAGAAUUAAAACACAAGUGUUCUCAUAUUGAAUGAUUUAUGGUAAAAGGAGCAAAGUGAAAUCAAAAGAUGUUUCAUUGACCAUAGAAGAAAUAUUCCAUUCAAGGUUUAGAGUGAUAUAUUUGUAUAUUUAUAUAUUUUUCCAAUAUUUAAUUGUUUGCAAGGAGUGUAUACACACAUAUGAAGUUUAUUUAAAGUGUUAAUUAUACACUUUUUAUUAUUUAAACAAUACCAGGUUUUUGUUAUACUGUAUGAUAGAAUAGUAAAAUAACAAGGUAUGCAAAAAUAAAUUAUAAGCAUGUAUGAAUUUACUGUGGUGAAAUAAAGUAUCAAUACAA